UGGAAUGUUAACUGUCUUACUCUGCAUAACAGGAUGUCCGUUUCACUGCUUUAUACGAGUAAAUAAACGCAUAAAUCAUGAUGUGUUUGUUUGUAUUUGAGCGCAAUAUUAGAUAAGGUAAAACGACGAUUUAAAGCAGCCUGCACCUGGUAUUUUAUUGAUGUGCGGAUAUCUGGAGUGAUGUAACGUACCGAAUUAGAAAGUGCUUGGUUGAUGGACUAUUCGCUAAAUCAAAAUGGAUUGUUUUGUGUUUGCUGUUAUAAUUUGUUGUGUUGGUUUUGCAUCUGGCGAAGACAAUGGCCUGCAGAUUGAAUUCCAGAGGAUACUGGAGGCUGGAGGAAGUCAAACAAUUGAACACAUUAAGGUUGACAGUUCAAGUACUGACAAAUUCCAGGUUAUGUGUAGGGUGAACAAUGUGAAUCAGUUGUUUAAAAUCACUACAUUGAAGGUACAAUAUAAGACAAGUGCAAAUGCCCAAGACUACACAGACCUAGCCAUAUUGCAGAAUAUUGACACCAACAAUGCAGAUACAUACCGGAAGCCUUUGUUAGCAUCUGGUGCAGGUUCUAGUUGGACUGUAGAGGGAAGUUUUGAUUCAACAAGCAGUAACGGAAGGGAUAGUACAUUAGGCGUGUCUCGUCCUGUGUCUUCUAUGACCUGUAGUAAUGCAGUGGAGUACAGAUGCGAUCUUUCCUACACAAUGCUUGGGCCUGCUUAUAAUACAGCCAAUGGCAUGAAAUCUAAAGAGCUUGAUGUCCAAGUUUUACCCACUACUAUCACAAGGAAUGUCUACAACAUGAGUAGCUUGAAUACCUCACUUCCAAUAGCUCUUUCUGACACAAUUGGACCCUUCUACGUGGGACAAACAGUCAAGAUGGAGUGCUCGGCCAACAUCGGCUCCUACAACGGUACUGCCCAGAUCCGCUGGUUAAAGAGUAACUUUGUUCCAGGCAGCCCCCUGGCUCCGUACUAUAGUCCAGAUGCAGUCAUAGGUGAUGCACAGGCUUUAGGCAACUGUGUGUAUCAACAGACGGACUCUGUGACAUACAAUAUGACGGCACAGGAUGCUGGAAGAACAGCCGACAACAGACUUCAUUUCCAGUGCUAUGUGGACAUUUCUGGAAAUCCGAACUGGGUAACACCUGAAGAACAACGACAGAAUUUCAAAUUCAUUGUCUAUAUGAAAGAGGCAGGGAGUGCUGAUAGUGCGACAACAGCAGAUACUGGUUUGAAUAGAACUACAAAUGGUGUGACAACGCAGCGAACUACUCAGCCUGAUAACCAAAAUCUCAUAAACGGAGUUGAGGUAAAGGCUGUUAACAUUGUUGUAUUGUUCUCGAUGACGACCAUUUCUGUCCUGAUGUUUCUUACAAAAUAGAUGAACUGACGGAAAAAAGCUGCUUUUAACCUGCUGGUUGUUUUAUUUAUAUGUUGGGCAUAUACAUUUGUCAUUUGAUUUGAACAUAAUUUUAAGGAUGAAUGUUAGUCUGUCAAAAUACACUUAAACAAUAUGUAUCCAAACAUCUAAAUAAAUAAACUAUUUUCUGGAUUCUAUAAAAUGAGCUGCAUGUAUUUUAUUAAGUAAUUAAUCGGAUUACAUUAAUUUUGUUUAAAUAAACUGUUUUCAUUGUAAGAAUAGCGGUAUUAUUAGAGAAAAAACAUUACUUUGCUUAAUUUUGUCGUUUUAAUUGGCAACAAGAAACUUUUAAACUUUUAUAAAUAUUUUAUUCAAACAAAUUUUGCUAUUUCACAUUUUUUAUUUGCAUUGCAUUGCAUUGCGUAUGUACGCACUGUUAAAUAUUCAUUUUUGAUGUUCACUUCGAAACCUUUUGCAUUCUUACUGGGAAGUCAACAAUUUUUAUUUUACUUAUAAGCUUUAGGGAUACAAGAUCACAGUUUAUUAUAGUUUAAAAACAACGCACGAAAUUGUAUGCAAACAAAAGCAACGAAAGCAACUAAAAUCGGAAAACUUGCUUAUUUUCUGAAAAUAUUCAAAACUGGUUUAACACCGAGAUAAACAAAUCAAUAGCAUUAUACUAUCUAAAGCACUUAAUGUCAAAUAUACGUUCUUAGAUACUUCAAUAAGUUUUUAUUGAUACGCUUUAAGCUUAGUGCGACGCCUUGUCAUACUAACGCGACUAUCCUAACAGGUAUCAACAUUUCAACUUGUACGCAUUUUAUGGCUUUGUCUAAGUGCGUAGCCAAAUUCAUUGAUAAACAUUUCUGCAUGAUGAAAAAUGUUUGCAACAAAAGUACAAAAAAUUGUUUUCUGCGUAGACUUACAUCUUGACGCUAUUUUAAUGUUUAUCAAGUACUGAAAGAACAGACACCACAGUAUAAUUCAAAAUUAUGUCCUGUUAGGAUAUAACGUAAUAUAUAUGUAUGCAUUGUAUGUAAAGUAAAUAUGAUAUGCAUAUUUUUAUAUUUUACGUAAGUAUGUGCUUGUGUUUAUAAAUAUUUAAUCAGAAAAAAGGUAUACGGAAAUCCUUAAUAGUGUUUACCAGUAUUUGUUUGUAUUUAUCUAAUCAGAAAUAAAUAGUGUACGGAAAAGCUAAAUAGUGUUUUGAACUU
Messenger RNA from Mya arenaria, 2571 nucleotides. RefSeq lists its product as uncharacterized. Lineage: Eukaryota; Metazoa; Mollusca; Bivalvia; Myida; Myidae. Bases 236 to 1378 code for a protein of 380 amino acids. The transcript is spliced from 8 exons. The record is from RefSeq and is a predicted model, not a curated record.